UAUGACGCGAUCUGGAAGAAGAACGAGCUCAAAGCUUCGCAACGUAUUAAUUUUAAAAACUUGUUUAUCAGCUACUAUUUUGCUGGGUUAUAAUGUUUCAGGUGCGUUUUUCGGGCUAUGGAUGUGUUCCGAUACCUUAAAGCUCUUUGAAAGCAUACUUAUAGUCACCGGGUUCAAUAUAAUGGUCAACAGUGUGUAUUUGCAUUUCAUAUCAUUUUGGAACAUUGCGCGAGGCUAUGAAAUCGUGAAUCAACGGAUGGACGAGCUUAUUCCGGUGACUAAGCCAUAUACGUCACUGGAAAAAGAGGAAAUAUAUCAGCUAUGGGCUUUGCACUCCCAUCUUGGCAGAGUUUUCCAACGGUUGCAAACGACAUGUGGUAUUCAAAUGCUGGUUUUGCGAUUCGACUUCUUUUUGAGGAUUAUCAUCCAUGGCUUCCACUGUUUCAUUUUUAUAUUUUAUGAUAAAGAGUCUACGCCGAAGGGCAUUAAAACUUUUAUAAUCACCUUAUGUUGUAUGCGCAUGGUGGGAUGUUUCCUGAAUGACUAUGUUAUCGAAUUAGCAACCGAGUAUCAGAGACGACCCAAGGACCUGAUCAUCGAGGGCAUUCUGACCAAGGAGCUUAGUGCUUAUAUCAUUUACGAAAGGAGCAUGCCGCUGAAUUUGAAGAUAGGAGGGCUCUACACCGCCAACCGGAGCAACUUUCUUCGAUUGUCUGAAGGUGUUCUUUGCUUUUUUAUACUCUUACUGCAAUUCCUACUGCUUUACACUAAUUAA
Messenger RNA from Drosophila biarmipes, 775 nucleotides. Its product is annotated as putative gustatory receptor 59b. Gene Ontology annotation, biological process: sensory perception of taste. Gene Ontology annotation, cellular component: membrane. Bases 2 to 775 code for a protein of 257 amino acids. The transcript has 2 exons. The record is from RefSeq and is a predicted model, not a curated record. Lineage: Eukaryota; Metazoa; Arthropoda; Insecta; Diptera; Drosophilidae.